Molecule: messenger RNA, 30283 nt
Organism: Coregonus sp. 'balchen'
Lineage: Eukaryota; Metazoa; Chordata; Actinopteri; Salmoniformes; Salmonidae
Source: the annotation of a GenBank genome assembly
AUGCAUGUCCUCUUCUCAGUACUGAGACUCACGUGUCUCAAGUUGUGUUCUGGCCUUAAUGAAUCCCAGUUCCUCACGGUGAGGUUAGAGGUUGGCAAAGUGGCGGUCAUUCACCAUUGCAAAUGGUUUGUCUGUCGUUGAUUGAAUUUAAACAUUUUGCAACGCUUUUUGAACACCCGCUGGUUCAACCACUGUGUUGGGAAAUAGGCUAUUGUAUCUUCAUUCAAAACACCCCAUGCUAUGCUUGAUGCGUGUACAUGGUUGAAGGCUAUUCCACACGUAGGCCUAUGUUGUUAUCCUGAUUGAGUGUACGUACGUGGUCAUGACAGUGUGUGUGGAUAUGUGUUCCUUCUCCCCCAGCUGGACAUCAGCAACGUUGAGCCUCAGAAUGGUUCAUGUGAGGGGGCGGUGGUCAUCCUGGAUGCUGGGGCUCAGUACGGCAAGGUGAUUGACAGGCGGGUCAGAGAGCUGUUUGUCCGCUCAGAGAUCCUCCCACUAGAGACGCCAGCCUUCGCCAUCAGAGAACAAGGCUUCAGGUGAGACUGACUGACGUCAAACUUGCACCUGGGUGGCGUUUACAAGUCACCGAAUCUGGACCAAAUAGUGUGAGAGAGAGAACCUGUCAGAACAAUGACACUGUGAUUAUUCCCAAGAUCUCCACUUUAUCUGUCCAUCGUCUGUGGAGGAACACAGUUGGCAGGACAGCCUGUGAGAGAGCCUGUACUGCCCUACAAAGGCAAAACGCUGUAGCUGUUUUACUGCAAAAUAUGAUUUCAAAGUAAUUUUCUGUCUAGACACAGCAAUUUCUUAUACUCCAUGAUAUAUUCUGAUCAACUGGCUUGUUCUUGUGUCAGAGAACUAAAUACCACAUUAAUCAGAUAAUAUACCUGGCCAUUACAACCGAUCAAAGAUGUUUGAUCAAAUUCAUAGUUGCUGCGUUUUGCCUUUGUAGGGCAGUGUAGUUCUAUAGAAAAGGAACACCGUUGUCAGGACAGCAUGAGAGAGAGCCUGGAGUUCUACACAAAAGGAACACCGUUGUCAGGACAGCCUGAGAGAGAGCCUGGAGUUCUAUACAAAAGGAACACCGUUGCCAGGACAGCAUGAGAGAGAGCCUGGAGUUCUAUACAAAAGGAACACCGUUGUCAGGACAGCCUGGGAGAGAGCCUGGAGUUCUAUACAAAAGGAACACAAACCAGUGGCUAGACUAAGCAGGUCUUUUGUAAAUAUGUGAAAUAUUACUGUACAUUUUCUCUUAUCUGACCUUGGAGGGAGUGUGUGUUCACACAAUUCUACAGCUUAGGAGAGGUCCCCAUCUCUCUGCAGAGAGGAUAGAGCGAGAGGGCAGGGGGGGCUUUUUAGGAGACAUUAUUUUUUCCAUUACAGCUUGCGAAAUCAUCACUCCACCCCUACAGAAUAGAUGCACACGCACACCUUUUUAAGAAUGCUUCAGUUUGAACAGCCAAUAGAGAAUGUCUGCACUGUGAGCACACUAGAGAGAGGCAGGGUUUUCAAACAGCUGUAUGCUCAUGUGUAUGCUAUUAGUCUGAAAUGACUACUCUGUUGUAAGGUUAAGUUGAUUGUUUGUCUCUUUGAAUAUUUAUCCUCCUUCCUUCAACCCUUUUUUUACUUUCAUCCCCCAUUCUCUCUCCAGAGCGAUCAUCAUCUCUGGUGGUCCUAACUCUGUGUAUGCUGAGGAUGCCCCUUGGUUUGACCCUGCCAUAUUCACCAUUGGAAAGCCUGUCCUUGGUAUCUGCUAUGGAAUGCAGGUAGGAGGGCCCUGAGAAAUGCACAUACAUGAAACCUUCCUCCAGAAGAUCUUAGCAUAAAACUCAGGGUUCAUGACAUCACCACCUAGAGUUCAAUAACAGUGUGUCUAGACGGAUCAAUUGGAUACAACCCACUAAUAAUCCCUUUAUGUACACAUCACAUACAAAUGAAAGGAGAUCUUUCAAUCGAUACAAAAUGCAGAUUUACGAGGCUAAUGAUCAAUUGUCCUGUCCACAGAUGAUGAAUAAAGUUUUUGGAGGCACAGUACACAGGAAGAGUGUGAGGGAGGAUGGCGUGUUCAACAUCGGACUGGACAACACCUGCUCUCUCUUCAGGUGGGUUGGAAGAACUAAUGAUUCUUCAGACAGUUUCACCAUAACCACUCAGAGAGAAGAGGUGAAGGGAUCGAAGAGCCAAAACAAGUGUUUUUGAUUGGUUUGUCCCAGAGCCAUGCGUGUGACGCAAUCUGGAUCAAAAUUCCAACAGUCACAUACUGCCGUUCUCUUUCAAGUGUUAGUUUCGGUAUUUCACUUAUGGGAUAUACCGACUCUCGUAUUGCCAGACAAGCUUAUCCUGACGACCGACUGCCCUGUGCGAUAUAUCGCACAAAUGGGCCUAAAGGUAAAACAGUAUGCGCCUGGGUCAGUGCAGAGACAUCAAGCCUAUAAAACUUCACAGAUGUAUGAGGCGAAGCCCAACUCUCUGCUGAGCAAAUAUCUUGGAUAGAUAUGCCCUUAAAUAAAGCCCAGGACAUAGCCAUUCCUCUAGUGGAAUGAGCCAUAGGCCAGCAGGAGACUGAAGACCCAUACUUGUGUAGGGCAAAGCAAUAGCCCCCACUAUCCAGUGGGAGAGUUGUGUUUAGUGAGCGCUUUACCCGUGUAAAGUUUUGCCCAGGAAAUGAACAACUGAUCACAUUUUCUAAACCACUUAAUCCUGUCCCAUGUAAAUGCGCAGAGCACAUAGUGGGCACAAUGAAUGCAACCACAGAUGUUCCGGAGAGGAAAACAGUGGGGGAUAAAAGCUACCAGCUCAAGGGGAAGACACAUCAAAUAUGGGUGUCCGCUGUCACUAUAUCUAUUCGUUAUGGCCAUCGAAAUGCUAGCUAUUAAAAUCAGAUCAAAUAACAUUUAAAAAAAAACAAUUUAGUCAUUUAUCAGACGCUCUUAUCCAGAGCGACUUACAGUUAGUGAGUGCAUACAUUUUCAUACUGGCCCCCCCCCCCGUGGGAAUCGAACCCACAACCCUGGCGUUGCAAACGCCAUGCUCUACCAACUGAGCUACACGGGGCCUGAAAUCCAAGGCUUAAAAACAAAUGUGUCCAUGUAUGCCGAUGACUCAAGUUUUAUAUUAUGUCCGCAAGCUAGAUCCCUGCAAUGUUUCAUUGAACAUCUAGAUAACUUUUCUGGACUCUCUGGACUAAAACCUAAUUAUGAUAAGUGGACAAUAUUCCAUUACCCUGCAGUUUACCUAUAAAAUGGGCUGAUGGUGAAGUAGACAUACUUGGUAUUCAUAUCACAAAAUAUAUAAAUGAGCUCUCCACAAUGAAUUUCAAUAGAAAACUAGUAAAAAAUAGACAAGAUCCUGCAACCAUGGAGAGGUAAAUACCUGUAUUUAUGGAAAAAUUGCACUGAUUAACUCCUUAGUCAUAUCUCAGUUUACUCACUUAUGGCGCUGCCUACUCCUGAUUUGAUCAAAUCAUAGGAGAAGAAAAAUAUUUAGCUUUAUCUGGGAUGCUAAACCAGACAAGAUAAAGCGUGCCUAUCUAUAUAAUUGUCUGUUUUUAUGUAAGCCACAAAAGUUCUGACUAGAAUAUGAUGACCCUCUAGAAAUGGGAGGAACUACUUUUUAAUGCUAGGGACACCGCAAGGAGUUCCAGGCUGUUUAUGUGAGUAGAAUGGAGAUGGGGUCCCCACACCCUGUUCACCGUUCUGCCCUCGUGGGUCGCACACCCCCAACCUGACAAGAGUUGUGUCCGUCCUGACUACUUUUCUGCCUAAAACAAUGCAUAUCUGGAGAACCUGUGACCGAAACGUCGGGUGUCUCCAGGAGUGUAGUGCUGCCGUGCAAUCUAUGGAGAUCUGUACACAGUGAUGUUUGUGACGUAUUGGGCUCAGACCUAGAGAAGAGACCCAGCGUUGACACCCUCUCACAUUCAAGCGUCCUAAUGGGAUUACUACUAAAGCCGAUGCCAUCAAACCUAGCAGUCUAGGCACGUUUUGAAAGACACCAGGUUCCCUCUGCGAAAACAGUGCUAGGCAAUUCUGGAAUGUUCUACGUUCCACUGUGAGGCGAGCUUUGAAUGAUACCAAAUCUAGGGUUAGACCUAGGAAAGAGAUUGUCUGUGUGGGAAUCAGAACGCUCUUUACUGUGUUUAUUUUUAAACCUAGAAAUGUCAGGUGUUCCAAAAGCAGUUGACUGUGUUCUAAGACAUCCUGUCUCGAUUAAGCGCAUAGCAGCCAAUCGUCUAUGUACGUCAACAGCCUAAUGCCCCUCUCUCUAAGUGGGGCUAUGGCUGCCUCGGGACACUUUGUAAAAACCUGAGGUGACAGUGAGAGGCCGACAGGGAGGACCAGAAAUACAUAGAAUUACGCCUUGAAAAGGGAAUCUGAGAAAUGUCCUGUGAGGAGGGUAAAUUGAGAUGUGAAUGUAAGCGUCCUUCAGGUCAACGGAUACGUACCAAUCGCCUGGGCGCACAGAACAUAGCAGAGCAGUGCGUCAACAUUCUGAACGUGUACUCUUUCUCAUGUGCCUGUUCAAAGCACAUAGAUCUAGGAUCAGGCUAUUACCGCAGUAAAAACCGCAGUGGCUUUGCUCAGGAGGAACAAUUCUUAUUUCCUCCCGGAAGACACACGCUGAUUCCCCCUGAGCCUUUGGAUCGAGGCAGGGUGACAGCGAAUUGUAGUCUGUAUCCCGUCUAUCGUGACCUGUACCCAGUUUGACACUUUGCAUGCCCGGCAGUUUUCUCUCUCCGCUCCGAGAGAGGGCUGCCGGGGCUUCACCCCACUGUCGGGGAGAGGGUGUACAACAAUCCGCAACGCACUGCACAUGCUCGGCUGGCCCGUACCGGGAAAGUGCUUAUGUGGCUCCCUCUGAUGGCGUUAUAGGGAGGCACCCUGUUUGUUUUGAUCUUGUGAGAAACAACGUCUGACUGCGCCCUUGGCCUGUAGCCUGGUUGCGCUAGUGGUAACAUUUUUAAUGUGAACUGACAUUGGGGAGUGUUUUGUAGGGGCAUUCACCAUUGUCUAUUUUGCUCUUUGGGCUUUACUCUGUGACCACUGACUUGGGACCGGUACGCCGGAAAGAACACUGAGGUGCCUGGGAACUUGCGCACUGGAACAGGCUCAGGAUUGGUGGAGGAAAUAGAACGGUGCUUGGGGGAGGCCGUUCUUGCCUCUUUGGCGAUGGGGACACCGCUAGGCCAUUCGCUUCUUCCUCUUUACCCCCAGGGUGGGGUUAGGGGCCAGCUGGCUCCUUGGUGUCGUGUGGGGGGGGGGGGGAUUCUUAGACCAGGGGCCUUUAGGGUCCAAGGUUCUCUGCUGCCCUGGGCUCGCAGCCUGGGGGGCUGGACAUCUGGGGAUCUUAAAUGUUGAGGGGUCGACCUGUUGCAGCCUGAGAGAAAUUGCGGCGAGGCACUGGGCUGUGUCUUCCUGGGCAGUGAGAGCUGGAGGGCUUCACACUCCCUCUUCUUCUCCUCGCACCGUUUCUGCAUCAUCUCGACGGUGGAAAAGGCCUUUAGGAUCUCCCAGAUCAUCCAGGAUCUUCAGCUUCUCACUGUCAGACACUGUGGAUAGAUUGAUCCAUCGCGCCCUCUCCUGAGAUAUCUUGAGCCGUCAUCGCUCUUCCUUAUGCCUGGACGGCGGCUUUAAGCAGACGCAGGUUGAGGUCUGUGGCAAUGCAGAUCUCGUCCAACACCCCCGGCUCCAGUGUGACCAUUAUCUCCUCCUGUAGGUCAGCUUGGUAUGCCGAGAGCAUGGAGGCACCGCUGUGGCGGCCGACCUGUAGACCUUCUCUGUCGCGGAGGACUGGAAGCGCUCGUACUUGGUAAGGUGGGGCCAGUCGAGGUCAUGGAGGACUUCUGGCUGGGGUGUAGAUGGGAAGCCACCAGGGGUUCGAUGGUAGGCAUGUCGGCAAGCCCAAUCCCUUCCAUGUCAACACAGUCUAACACCAACCCACUUUGGACAGGGUUCUUGGAGGAUAAAGGUGUACUCCAGGUACUGGUAACCUCCUCCGGGCAUUCUGGGAAGACUGGUAGUAAUUGCCUUGCCGCCCGUUUGGCUUUGGGUAGCCUCUUACCUUCGCAGCGGGACGUGGUGGUCUCUGUUACUGCAUUGGGCCAGGGAAUCACCAGUUUAUCUACAGCGCGUUUGCACACAUACUGCAGGUCCACACCGAGAGCUGGUGGGGAUGGCCUGCGUCUCCGGUUUCAGAUUCCCCGGCAGGAGGCUUGGUGGCCUGGCCUGAGGGGAUGAAGGAGUCUUCGUCUCCGUCCGAUGAUUUCAAAAGGAGGCUGUCGGAAAACCCCAUGGUGUUGUUGCCGUCUCCAGUCAGGAAGCCUGGCAGGGAUGCCGCGAGGUCGUUGCUGGAUUCCUCCAGCAGUGGGUCAAUGGCGUCGAGCUGGUCGCUCCAGGAUUCCCCGUGGGGAUAUCCAUUGCCUCUGAUGAGCCAUUGGGGACGCCAUCCCCCAUGUUAGGGUCCUGUUGACUCAGGCUAGCUUGGCGUGCCUGCUUGCGACGGAGACUCGGCACAGUGUGGACAGGAGCUGGGGGAGACUAAUGCUUCCCUGGCAUGUUGCAGCCCAAGGCAAGCGAUGCACACCGAGCCGGUGUCCUUGACCGAUAUCUUGUUUCCACAGGAGCAGAUUCGUGCUGGGAGCUUCUCCUCGUUUGGAGUGGGAGAUGCUUUUGUUCUUUUGAUGCUUGUUUGUUUUGAUGCUUUUACUUCCUGUCUGACCUUUUGACCCUGUGUGUGACUUGAUGUUGUCAGGGGCCUGAAGAAGGAGGAGCUGGUGCUGUUGACUCAUGGCGACAGUGUGGACAAGGUGGCCGAUGGCUUCAAGGUGGUGGCUCAGUCAGGGAGCAUCAUUGCAGGUAAGCAUUCUGGGAAAGGAUCCUGGGCCUGGAGGAUAAUUUAUAUUUGAGACUCAUUUAGUCUACCGCCAUACUUCCCUGCGUUCAGUCAAUUCCACAAUAUGAUCAUGAAGCCCAUUGGCCCUCCAUGCCCUUCUUCCAUCCCCUGCCCUUCUUCCAUCCCCAACCCUUCUUUCCCCUUGUCUUUGACCACCCACACCUCACCACUGCCCCCCGGUGUUCUCUGACAGGUAUUGCCAACGAGCAGAAGAAGCUGUAUGGGACCCAGUUUCACCCGGAAGUGGACCUGACAGAGCGGGGCACAGAGAUAUUACGUAACUUCCUGUUUGAGAUCGCCGGCUGCACCUCCAACUUCACUGUCCAGAACCGCCAGCAGUCCUGUAUCACAGAGAUUCAGGAGAAAGUUGGCAAGUCCAAAGUACUGGUGAGUUAUCUAUAGUAUGGUUAGAUGCAGUAUGUGGGUGUACAGCAUGUGCCCCAUAGUAUAGAACAUAGAGACCCUGGGAGGGGGAGGGCGUAGUAAGUCAAUCUGAGUUAUUAAACACUCAAUUAGACAGUGAAAUUAAACUGUGUUCUCUGCUGAAACGAUGUGAUCGACUCCCUCUGCUCUCAGAAAGUAAGUGUGUGUGUGAGAGAGCGAGAGAGUUUUUCUAGUCCUGGCGUUGUGUUGCUUGACGUGUCUGGUCCAAUGUUGUCCCCAGGUUCUGCUGAGUGGCGGGGUAGACUCCACGGUGUGUACGGCCCUGCUGAACAAAGCUCUGAACCAGGAGCAGGUGAUCGCGGUGCACAUCGACAACGGCUUCAUGAGGAAGAGAGAGAGCCAGAGCGUUGAGGAGGCCCUCACCAAACUGGGCAUCAACCUCAAAGGUGAGAGGUCAAGCCAAGCUGGGUGUCAUCCUCAAAAGGUGAGAGUCCUCAAAAGGUGAGAGGCCAAGCUGGGCAUCAACCUCAAAAGGUGAGAGGUCAAGCCAAGCUGGGCGUCAUCCUCAAAAGGUGAGAGUCCUCAAAAGGUGAGAGGUCAGGCCAAGCUGGUGUCCUACACCUGUCUAGAAUGGACUCAUGUAGCAUACAUGUGCCUGGAUGUGUAUAUAAAAACAUUAUCACUGACUGAACUAUACUUCUCUCUCUCUCUCUCCAGUGGUGAACGCAGCACACACCUUCUAUAAUGGCACGACGACCCUGCCCAUCUCCGACGAGGACCGGACGCCACGGAAACGCAUCAGCAAGACCCUCAACAUGACCACCAACCCUGAGGAGAAGAGGAAGAUUAUCGGAGACACCUUCGUCAAGGUACUGUCUGUCUUGCCUGUCUGUUGUCUAAGUUGAAGAUGACAAGGGUUAAGUCGAGAUAUUUCUAAUAUCCCAUAACUCUUUGCAACAAUGGACCAGCUAUGCUAGUUAGCAACGGCGCUGGUCCCAUGAACCUGUUUAUUUUUGAAAAGCUUCCACAUGGAAUCAUGACUUGUCCUAAACUUUAUCUUAGUCUGUUGUCUGUCUGAGAGUCUGUCUGCGAGUCUCUUUCUGUCUGUCCUUCUCAAAAAAAUAGAUAAAUCAAGACUAUUGAAUUAACUUCUUGUGUGUGUGAUUGGUGUCUGUAGGUGGCCAAUGAGGUGAUAGGGGAGAUGAACCUGAAGCCGGAAGAGGUGUUCCUAGCCCAGGGCACCCUGAGGCCAGACCUCAUAGAGAGUGCUUCUCACCUCGCCAGCGGCAAGGCAGAGGUCAUCAAAACACACCACAACGACACAGAGCUCAUCCGCAAGCUCAGAGACGAGGUACACACACAAACACACUGAGACAAACUUCAAACACAACCUUGAAAGCGCGUAUCAGAGCUGUCUGAGCCAGAGGUGGGACCAAGUCACUAUUAUUCCAGUCACAAGCAAGUCUCAAGUCGAGUCCCAUGUUGAGCGGGUCAAGUCCAAGUCGUGCAGUCUAAAAGCAAGUCAAGUAAAAAAAAUCUAUACAGGCAAUGACUUGUUUAACUACAAAUCUUUGUCUAUUUAUUGAGGCUACCAGACGGCCCUUUUCAUUAUUUAGUCUACAACACAUUUUGAUGAAGUAAUAAUGAAUCUUGACAAUAUAGAUGGGUGGGUGUUCCACCAGGAACUAAUGGACUAUAAGUGGGGUGUGUGGGGACCGCAUUGAGUGUGACACAAGCUGUAUCAUGUAUGAAAUGCAGAGGGUAAAGUAAACAUUGGACAUCGACAGUAAUGUUGUCAGAUUCCCUUAUUCACCUGCACAUUUGCAGACAACAAAUUCCAAAUGCAAGCUUCAUAAGUACAUUAGCAAUUUCAAGCAAUUUUGACAUACCAAAAGAUGAGUAGGCCUAUGCUAGUAAUUAUUUUAUUUUCUAACAAGUCAAGAGUCACAAAUUUCAUGACUUGAGACAAGUCCAAGUCAUGUGACUCGAGUCCACACCUCUGGUCUGAACUGUCUCCUCUCACUCCCUCCAGGGAAAAGUCAUUGAGCCGCUGAAGGACUUCCAUAAGGAUGAGGUACGGGCACUUGGCAGAGAACUGGGACUGCCAGAGGACAUCGUCUGUCGACACCCUUUCCCUGGUCAGUACCCCACCGUACACACACACACACACAAUAGAAUGUUAUAUGUAGUCAUGGAACAUUUGGAACCAACAUGGAGAAUAGCAGAAUGUUUUGCAGUAUGGCUGUAAUGUUAACCCCAUCCUCUCCUGUAGGGCCUGGCCUGGCCAUCAGAGUGAUAUGUGCAGAUGAGCCCUACAUCUGUAAGGACUUUGCUGAGACCAACAAUAUCCUCAAGAUCAUCACAGACUUCUCUGCCAUGGUCAAAAAGGUCAGAGAGCAGAGCAUCACUAGUCUAUGACGGGAAAACAGUGCUAAUAACAGAGCUCUAGAAUGGACUGUUGAUGUAAUUGACCCCAACUUUCCUUCUUAAUGCACCAACAUGCUGAUAACUAACUCUUUAUGUCAGACUAGCUAAUAAUAAACAUAACCUACUGUCCCUCCAGCCCCACACGUUGCUGCAGAGAGUGAGGUCAUUUUAACUCUACCCACAUGUACAUAUUACCUCAAUUGCCUGGACUAACCUGUGCCACGGCACAUUGACUCUGUACCGGUACCCCCCCCCUGUAUAUAGCCUCGCUACUGUUAUUUUAUUUUACUGAUGCUCUUUAAUUAUUUUUUAUUUUUUACUUAACAUUUAAUUUUCUUGAAACUGCAUUGUUGGUUAAGGGCUUGUAAGUAAGCAUUUCACUGUAAGGUCUACACCUGUUGUAUUCGGCGCAUGUGGCAAAUAACAUUUGAUUUGACUAGCUAAUAAUAAUAAACAUAACCUACUGUCCCUCCAGCCCCACACGUUGCUGCAGAGAGUGAAGUCGUGUAUAUCAGACGAGGAGGAGGAGAAACUCCUGCAGAUCACCAGUCUCCAUUCACUCAAUGCCUUCCUGCUUCCAAUCAAGACUGUUGGAGUCCAGGUAACACUUCUUACAGUAUACUCACACUAACCACUGCUCGCCACGAGGCUGGUCUCUGUCUAUGUGACCUUUGACUUCUAUAAUAAAUACAAAUAUAUAUAUAUAUAUCUAUAUAUACAUGCAGUGCAUUCGGAAAGUAUUCAGACCCCUUGACAUUUUGUUACAUUACAGCCUUAUUCUAAAAUGGAUUAAAUGAAUACAAAUCCUCAGCAAUCUACACACAAUACCCCAUAAUGACGAAGUGAAAACAGGUCUCUGUUUGCCUCUCUGGUGUAGGCCAGUAGUGUAGUGUACAGUAUCUCUCCCUGUUACUCCUUCACCCGGCAGCCAUCUCCCAGUUACUCCUUCACCCGGCAGCCAUCUCCCAGUUACUCCUUCACCCGGCAGCCAUCUCCCAGUUACUCCUUCACGCGGCAGCCAUCUCCCAGUUACUCCUUCACCCGGCAGCCAUCUCCCAGUUACUCCUUCACCCGGCAGCCACCUCCCCGUUACUCCUUCACCCGGCAGCCAUCUCCCCGUUACUCCUUCACCCGGCAGCCAUCUCCCCGUUACUCCUUCACCCGGCAGCCAUCUCCCCGUUACUCCCUCACCCGGCAGCCAUCUCCCCGUUACUCCCUCACCCGGCAGCCAUCUCCCCGUUACUCCUUCACCCGGCAGCCAUCUCCCCGUUACCCCCUCACCCGGCAGCCAUCUCCCCGUUACUCCUUCUCCCGGCAGCCAUCUCCCCGUUACUCCAUCUCCCCAAAUAAAUGCCCACCACACCAUGACUGACCCACCGCCAAACCGGUCAUGCUGGAGGAUGUUGCAGGCAGCAGAACGUUCUCCACGGCAUCUCCAGACUCUGUCACGUCUGUCACAUGUGCUCAGUGUGAACCUGCUUUCAUCUGUGAAGAGCACAGGGCGCCAGUGGCGAAUUUGCCAAUCUUGGUGUUCUCUGGCAAAUGCCAAACGUCCUGCACGGUGUUGGGCUGUAAGCACAACCCCCACCUAUGGACGUCGGGCCCUCAUACCACCCUCAUGGAGUCUGUUUCUGACCGUUUGAGCAGACCCAUGCACAUUUGUGGCCUGCUGGAGGUCAUUUUGCAGGGCUCUGGCAGUGCUCCUCCUGCUCCUCCUUGCACAAAGGCGGAGGUAGCGGUCCUGCUGCUGGGUUGUUGCCCUCCUACGGCCUCCCUCCUUACUCCUUCACCCGGCAGCCAUCUCCCCGUUACUCCUUCACCCGGCAGCCAUCUCCCCGUUACUCCUUCACCCGGCAGCCAUCUCCCCGUUACCCCUUCACCCGGCAGCCAUCUCCCCGUUACUCCCUCACCCGGCAGCCACCUCCCCGUUACUCCUUCACCCGGCAGCCAUCUCCCCGUUACCCCUUCACCCGGCAGCCAUCUCCCCGUUACCCCCUCACCCGGCAGCCAUCUCCCCGUUACUCCUUCACCCGGCAGCCAUCUCCCGUUACCCCUUCACCCGGCAGCCAUCUCCCCGUUACCCCCUCACCCGGCAGCCAUCUCCCUGUUACUCCUUCACCCGGCAGCCAUCUCCCCGUUACUCCUUCUCCCGGCAGCCAUCUCCCCGUUACUCCUUCUCCCGGCAGCCAUCUCCCCGUUACUCCUUCACCCGGCAGCCAUCUCCCUGUUACUCCUUCACCCGGCAGCCAUCUCCCUGUUACUCCUUCACCUGGCAGCCAUCUCCCUGCUACUCCUUCACCCUCUCACUAUAACAGGAUGGCACUGCUACAGCCAGUGCUCUCCUCUAAUCGCCGAUACUGGGUCAGAUAUAUUUGUUAAUAAUAAUAAUAAUAAUAAUAAUAAUAAUAAUAAUAUGCCAUUUAGCAGACGCUUUUGUCCAAAGCGACUUACAGUCAUGCGUGCAUAUAUUUUUUUACGUAUGGGUGGUCCCGGGGAUCGAACCCACUACCCUGCUAAUAGUUAGGAUUGGGGAGGGGCAAUCUGAUCCUAGAUCUGUGGUUAGGGGCAAUGUCUGUUUGGCUGCUCUCACUAGUCAAUGGGUAUUUUGGAGAUUUACUGCUCCAUCCAUUCAUUUCCUUCAGCCCCAGGCUGUGGCUACACAAUGUGUGUUUGUUGACAAGUGCAUGGGUAAUGGGAUGGUGACACAGCUGGCUCCGCCCAUUCAGUGGUGUGUGUCUCCUCCUCACUUCCUGCUGAAAGCCACAGAGGGAUAUAUUUACCCCAGAAAGACUAAAUGUGUGUCUGUGUGUGUUAAGGGGGGCAGGAGAGCCACAGGAGGGUAUAAACAGAGGGGCUUAUUAUUCUCUGUGGAGUUUGGCUGAGAGUAUAGGGAAAUGACUAACAGAAAGGCCUCAAAUCCCCCAGUCUCUUAAUGAAGUCUAAAUGGGAAGGAUGGACCCCAAUAGAUCACGUUUUAUUGACUAAUCAUCACAAUAAUGAAGUGUUGGUCAAGAGAGAACGACUAUAGCAUACAACAGUGGUCCUAGCCAAAGCUCUAGUGUGUGUUUUCUCUCUCUCUGUGUGUGUGUGUAGGGUGACUGUCGGUCCUAUAGCUAUGUGUGUGGGGUCACCAGUAAAGAGGCUCCUAACCUGUUCUCUGUUUCUGUGUGUGUAGGGUGACUGUCAGUCCUAUAGCUAUGUGUGUGGGGUCACCAGUAAAGAGGCUCCUAACCUGUUCUCUGUUUCUGUGUGUGUAGGGUGACUGUCGGUCCUAUAGCUAUGUGUGUGGGGUCACCAGUAAAGAGGCUCCUAACCUGUUCUCUGUCUCUGUGUGUGUGUAGGGUGACUGUCGGUCCUAUAGCUAUGUGUGUGGGGUCACCAGUAAAGAGGCUCCUAACCUGUUCUCUGUUUCUGUGUGUGUAGGGUGACUGUCGGUCCUAUAGCUAUGUGUGUGGGGUCACCAGUAAAGAGCUCCUAACCUGUUCUCUGUCUCUGUGUGUAGGGUGACUGUCGGUCCUAUAGCUAUGGUGUGUGGGGUCACCAGUAAAGAGGCUCCUAACCUGUUCUCUGUCUCUGUGUGUGUGUAGGGUGACUGUCGGUCCUAUAGCUGUGUGUGUGGGGUCACCAGUAAAGAGGCUCCUAACCUGUUCUCUGUCUCUUUCUGUCUCUGUGUGUGUAGGGUGACUGUCGUCCUAUAGCUAUAGUAGUGUAGUGUUCAGUAUCUCUCUCUGUUUGGGCUCUGUGGUCAACUUGCCUGGGUACCCAAACUCCUUGCUCCGUCCAAAUUGCCACGCCCACAGAUGUUCGUUUUCUUCUCAGCAAUGCGUCUGGAUCUGAGUACCUCCCUGACUAUUUCUAGAACGCAAACACAUUCUGACCUUACUGAUUGGUCCCAGAAACCGGGGGUUGGGCCAGAGCCAGAACACACAUGGGUAAAGCAGCAUUUAAAAAUGUGUUAUUGGCUUGGAUACUCUGAUUGGUUAGAAAUUAUCCAAUCACUGAUGACUUUGUUUUGUACAACACCCCUCAUUUUGACAUCACCACAAACGACUUCAACGAUGGGAGUCUCAGACGAAGUAUGUAGGGAACAAUUCAGUUUGAGUCAAUCAGGCAAUUGCUUAACAACGCCUACUAUGAUACAAUGGGGCUAUAUGUCUGUCUGUCCCACUACAUUACCUAGGCUAUAUGUUCUCUGUCUGUCCCACUACAUUACCUGGGCUAUAUGUCUCUCUGUCCCACUACAUUACCUAGGCUAUAUGUCUCUCUGUCCCACUACAUUACCUACGCUAUAUGUCUCUGUCUGUCCCACUACAUUACCUGGGCUAUAUGUCUCUCUGUCCCACUACAUUACCUAGGCUAUAUGUCUCUGUCUGUCCCACUACAUUACCUAGGCUAUAUGUCUCUCUCUGUCCCACAACAUUACCUAGGCUAUAUGUCUCUCUGUCCCACUACAUACCUAGGCUAUAUCUGUCUACUCCUACUAGGGGGCUAUAUGUCUCCCUGUCCCACUACUUACCUAGGCUAUAUGUCUCUCUGUCCCACUACAUUACCUAGGCUAUAUGUCUCUGUCUGUCCCACUACAUUACCUAGGCUAUAUGUCUCUCUGUCCCACUACAUUACCUAGGCUAUAUGUCUCUCUGUCCCACUACAUUACCUAGGCUCUGUGGUCAACAACAGCCUCUGACCCAGUGGGCUAUAUGUCUCUGUCUGUUUUUCCAUCGGUUUCUUUCGCGAAUCCAUACAAGCUUUGUUUGCAUUAAAGGAGCAAUCCAUAGUGUCUACACUGUAGAACAGACAACACACAACAGGACAAACCUCUGUCUCAUUCUAUCUUUCUCUACUUCCUUUUCUGUCCCUCCUUCUCUGACAGUGUGUGGUGUAGCUAGGCCUAAUGUUAGCCAGGACUAGUUUAACACUCCCCGUUACUCCUUCACCCGGCAGCCAUCUCCCCGUUACUCCUUCACCCGGCAGCCAUCUCCCCGUUACUCCUUCACCCGGCAGCCAUCUCCACCCGGCAGCCAUCUCCCUGUUACUCCUUCACCCGGCAGCCAUCUCCCUGGUACUCCUUCACCCGGCAGCCAUCUCCCUGGUACUCCUUCACCCGGCAGCCAUCUCCCCGUUACUCCCUCACCCGGCAGCCAUCUCCCCGUUACUCCUUCACCCGGCAGCCAUCUCCCCGUUACCCCCUCACCCGGCAGCCAUCUCCCCGUUACUCCUUCUCCCGGCAGCCAUCUCCCCGUUACUCCUUCACCCGGCAGCCAUCUCCCCGUUACCCCCUCACCCGGCAGCCAUCUCCCCCGUUACUCCUUCUCCCGGCAGCCAUCUCCCCGUUACUCCUUCACCCGGCAGCCAUCUCCCCGUUACCCCCUCACCCGGCAGCCAUCUCCCCGUUACUCCUUCUCCCGGCAGCCAUCUCUCCGUUACUCCUUCUCCCGGCAGCCAUCUCCCCGUUACUCCAUCUCCCCAAAUAAAUGCCCACCACACCAUGACUGACCCACCGCCAAACCGGUCAUGCUGGAGGAUGUUGCAGAACGUUCUCCACGGCGUCUCCAGACUCUGUCACGUCUGUCACAUGUGCUCAGUGUGAACCUGCUUUCAUCUGUGAAGAGCACAGGGCGCCAGUGGCGAAUUUGCCAAUCUUGGUGUUCUCUGGCAAAUGCCAAACGUCCUGCACGGUGUUGGGCUGUAAGCACAACCCCCACCUAUGGACGUCGGGCCCUCAUACCACCCUCAUGGAGUCUGUUUCUGACCGUUUGAGCAGACCCAUGCACAUUUGUGGCCUGCUGGAGCUCAUUUUGCAGGGCUCUGGCAGUGCUCCUCCUUGCACAAAGGCGGAGGUAGCGGUCCUGCUGCUGGGUUGUUGCCCUCCUACGGCCUCCCUCCUUACUCCUUCACCCGGCAGCCAUCUCCCCGUUACUCCUUCACCCGGCAGCCAUCUCCCCGUUACUCCUUCACCCGGCAGCCAUCUCCCCGUUACCCCUUCACCCGGCAGCCAUCUCCCCGUUACUCCCUCACCCGGCAGCCCACCUCCCCGUUACUCCUUCACCCGUCAGCCAUCUCCCCGUUACCCCUUCACCCGGCAGCCAUCUCCCCGUUACCCCCUCACCCGGCGCCAUCUCCCCGUUACUCCUUCACCCGGCACCAUCUCCCCGUUACCCCUUCACCCGGCAGCCCAUCUCCCCGUUACCUCCUCACCCGGCAGCCAUCUCCCCGUUACUCCUUCUCCCGGCAGCCAUCUCCCCGUUACUCCUCUCCCGGCAGCCAUCUCCCCGUUACUCCUUCACCCGGCAGCCAUCUCCCUGUUACUCCUUCACCCGUAGCCCAUCUCCCUGUUACUCCUUCACCUGGCAGCCAUCUCCCUGGUACUCCUUCACCCUCUCACUAUAACAGGAUGGCACUGCUACAGCCAGUUGCUGAGUAGGGAGAACUCUCCUCUAAUCGCCGAUACUGGGUCAGAUAUAUUUGUUUAUAAUAAAUAAUAAUAAUAAUAUGCCAUUUAGCAGACGCUUUUGUCCAAAGCGACUUACAGUCAUGCGUGCAUAUAUUUUUUUACGUAUGGGUGGUCCCGGGGAUCGAACCCACUACCCUGCUAAUAGUUAGGAUUGGGGAGGGGCAAUCUGAUCCUAGAUCUGUGGUUAGGGGCAAUGUCUGUUUGGCUGCUCUCACUAGUCAAUGGGUAUUUUGGAGAUUUACUGCUCCAUCCAUUCAUUUCCUUCAGCCCCAGGCUGUGGCUACACAAUGUGUGUUUGUUGACAAGUGCCUGGGUAAUGGGAUGGUGACACAGCUGGCUCCGCCCAUUCAGUGGUGGGUGUCUCCUCCUCACUUCCUGCUGAAAGCCACAGAGGGAUAUAUUUACCCCAGAAAGACUAAAUGUGUGUCUGUGUGUGUUAAGGGGGGCAGGAGAGACACAGGAGGGUAUAAACAGAGGGGCUUAUUAUUCUCUGUGGAGUUUGGCUGAGAGUAGAGGGAAGUGACUAACAGAAAGGCCUCAAAUCCCCCAGUCUCUUAAUGAAGUCUAAAUGGGAAGGAUGGACCCCAAUAGAUCACGUUUUAUUGACUAAUCAUCACAAUAAUGAAGUGGGGUCAAGGAGAACGACUUACAUACAACAUGGCCCUACCAAACCAUGUUGUGUUUCUCUCUCUCUUGUGUGGUGUAGGUGACUGUCGUCCUAUAGCUGUGUGUGUGUGGGUCACCGUAAAAGGCUCCUAACCUUUUUUUGUCCCUGUUGUGUAGGUGACUGCCCGGUCCUAUGCUGUGUGUGUGGGGUCACCAGUAAAGGCUCCUACCUGUUCUCUGCUCUUUUGUGUGUAGGGGACUGUCGGUCCUAUAGCCUUGUUGGUGGGGGUCACCAGUAAAGGGGGCUCCUAACCUGUUCUCUGUCUCUGUGUGUAGGGUGACUGUCGUCCAUUAUGUUGGGGGUCCAAAGGCUUAACCGUUCCUGCGUGUUUAUUUUUAAGUAUGGUGGGUCCCAUAGAGCCCUACCUGCUCUGUUGUGUGGGGAGGGCCUAUCUAUUGUGUGGGCAAUAGGCUCCUAACUUUCUGUCUUUUGUGAGGUGCUUCCUAUGCUUGUGUUGGUCCCAGUGAGGCUCCAACCUGUUCUCUGUUCUGUGUGGUAGGGUGACUGUCGUCCAUUCAAUGUGUGUGGGGUCAUCUCCUACUUUCUGCUGUGUGAGGACUGUCGUAUAUAUUUUGUCCCAGAAAGACUCAACUGUUUGUCUGUGUGUGUUGUAGGGUGCGUGUAUAGCUAUUGUGGGGGUCAUAUAAAGAGCCCUAUGUUCUCUUCUGUGGUGUUGGGGUGUAGGUAUGCGGUAAUAGCUAACCAAAAGGCCUAACCUUCCUGUCUCUGUGUGUUGGGACUGUGGCCUAUACAGUUUUCCCCUAAAGCUCCUAAUGUUUUUUGUUGGUAGGUGACGUCUUAUACAAUGGGGUCCCAAAGGCUCUAACCUGUUCUCUGUGUGUGUGUAGGGUGACUGUCGGUCCUUAGCUAUGUUGUGGGGUCACCAGUAAAGAGGCUCCUAACCUGUUCUCUCUUUCGUCGUGUGUGUAGGGUGACGUCGGUCCUAUAGCUAUGUGUGUGGGGUCACCAGUAAAGAGGCUCCUAACCUGUUCUGUCCUUCUGUUCUGUGUUUGGGGACUGUCGUCCUUAGCUGUGUGUGGGGUCACCAUAAAGAGGCUCCUAACCUGUUCUCUGUUCUGUGUGGUCAGGGUGCUGUCGGUCCUAUAGCUAGGGUGUGUGGGGUCACCAGUAAAGAGGCUCCUAACCUGUUCUCUGUCUCUGUGUGUGUGUAGGGUGACUGUCGGUCCUAUAGCUAUGUGUGUGGGGUCACCAGUAAAGAGGCUCCUAACCUGUUCUCUGUCUCUGUGUUGUGUAGGGUGACUGUCGGUCCUAUAGCUAUUGUUGUGGGUCACCAGUAAAGAGGCUCCUAACCUGUUCUCUGUCUCUUUCUGUUUUAUGUUGUAGGGUGACUGUGGGUACCUAUAGCUAUGUGUGGGGGUCACCAGUAAAGAGGCUCCUAACCUGUUCUCUGUCUCUUUCUGUCUCUGUGUGUGUAGGGUGACUGUCGUCCUAUAGCUAUGGUAGUGUAGUGUUCAGUAUCUCUCUCUGUUUGGGCUCUGUGGUCAACUUGCCUGGGUACCCAAACUCCUUGCUCCGUCCAAAUGCCACGCCCACAGAUGUUCGUUUCUUCUCAGCAAUGCGUCUGGAUCUGAGUACCUCCCUGACUAUUUCUAGAACGCAAACACAUUCUGACCUUACUGAUUGGUCCCAGAAACCGAGGGGUUGGGCCAGAGCCAGAACACACAUGGGUAAAGCAGCAUUUAAAAAUGUGUUAUUGGCUUGGAUACUCUGAUUGGUUAGAAAUUAUCCAAUCACUGAUGACUUUGUUUUGUACAACACCCCUCAUUUUGACAUCACCACAAACGACUUCAACGAUGGGAGUCUCAGACUGAAGUAUGUAGGGAACAAUUCAGUUUGAGUCAUCAGGCAAUUGCUUAACAACGCCUACUAUGAUACAAUGGGCUAUAUGUCUGUCUGUCCCACUACAUUACCUAGGCUAUAUGUCUCUGUCUGUCCCACUACAUUACCUAGGCUAUAUGUCUCUGUCUGUCCCACUACAUUACCUAGGCUAUAUGUCUCUGUCUGUCCCACUACAUUACCUACGCUAUAUGUCUCUGUCUGUCCCACUACAUUACCUAGGCUAUAUGUCUCUGUCUGUCCCACUACAUUACCUACGCUAUAUGUCUCUGUCUGUCCCACUACAUUACCUGGGCUAUAUGUCUCUCUGUCCCACUACAUUACCUAGGCUAUAUGUCUCUCUGUCCCACUACAUUACCUAGGCUAUAUGUCUCUGUCUGUCCCACUACAUUACCUGGGCUAUAUGUCUCUCUGUCCCACUACAUUACCUAGGCUAUAUGUCUCUGUCUGUCCCACUACAUUACCUACGCUAUAUGUUCUCUCUGUCCCACUACAUUACCUGGGCUAUAGUCUCUGUCUGUCCCACUACAUUACCUGGGCUAUAUGUCUCUCUGUCCCCACUACAUUACCUAGGCUAUAUGUCUCUGUCUGUCCCACUACAUUACCUAGGCUAUAUGUCUCUCUGUCCCACUACAUUACCUAGGCUAUAUGUCUCUGUCUGUCCCACUACAUUACCUAGGCUAUAUGUCUCUCUGUCCCACUACAUUACCUAGGCUAUAUGUCUCUCUGGUCCCACUACAUUACCUAGGCUAUAUGUCUCUCUGUCCCACUACUUACCUAGGCUAUAUGUCUCUCUGUCCCACUACAUUACCUAGGCUAUAUGUCUCUCUGUCCCCUACAUUACCUAGGCUAUAUUCUCUGUCUGUCCCACUACAUUUACCUAGCUAUAUGUCUCUCUGUCCCACUACAUUACCUAGGCUAAUAUGUCUCUCUGUCCCACUACAUUACCUAGGCUCUGUGGUCAACAACAGCCUCUGACCCAGUGGCUAUAUGUCUCUGUCUGUUUUUUCCAUCGGUUUCUUUUCGCGAAUCCAUACAAGCUUUGUUUGCAUUAAAGAGCAGAUCCAUAGUGUCUACACUGUAGAACAGACAACACCACAACCGACAAACCUCUGUCUCAUUCUAUCUUUCUCUACUUCCUUUUCUGUCCCUCCUUCUCUGACAGUGUUGUGGUGUAGCUAGCCUAAUGUUAGCCAGGACUAGUUAACACUCCCCCGUUACUCCUUCACCCGGCAGCCAUCUCCCCGUUACUCCUUCACCCGGCCGCCAUCUCCAGUUACUCCUUCACCCGGCAGCCAUCUCCCUGUUACUCUUCACCCGGCAGCCAUCUCCCUGGUACUCCCUUCACCCGGCAGCCAUCUCCCUGGUACUCCUUCACCCGGCAGCCCAUCUCCCGUUACUCCCUCACCCGGCAGCCAUCUCCCCGUUAAUCCUUCACCCGGCAGCCCAUCUCCCGUUACCCCCCUCACCCGGCAGCCAUCUCCCCGUUACUCCUUCUCCCGGCAGCCAUCUCCCCGUUACUCCUUCACCCGGCAGCCAUCUCCCCGUUACCCCCUCACCCGGCAGCCAUCUCCCACGUUACCUCAUUCCUGCCCGGCAGCCAUCUCCCCGUUACCCCUUCACCGGCAGCCAUCUCCCCGUUACCCCCUCACCCGGCAGCAUCUCCCCGUUACUCCUUCUCCCGGCAGCCAUCUCUCCGUUACUCCUUCUCCCGGCAGCCAUCUCCCCGUUACUCCAUCUCCCCAAAUAAAUGCCCACCACAACCAUGACUGACCCACCGCCAAACCGGUCAUGCUGGAGGAUGUUGCAGAACGUUCUCCACGGCGUCUCCAGACUCUGUCACGUCUGUCACAUGUGCUCAGUGUGAACCUGCUUUCAUCUGUGAAGAGCACAGGGCGCCAGUGGCGAAUUUGCCAAUCUUGGUGUUCUCUGGCAAAUGCCAAACGUCCUGCACGGUGUUGGGCUGUAAGCACAACCCCCACCUAUGGACGUCGGGCCCUCAUACCACCCUCAUGGAGUCUGUUUCUGACCGUUUGAGCAGACCCAUGCACAUUUGUGGCCUGCUGGAGCUCAUUUUGCAGGGCUCUGGCAGUGCUCCUCCUUGCACAAAGGCGGAGGUAGCGGUCCUGCUGCUGGGUUGUUGCCCUCCUACGGCCUCCCUCCUUACUCCUUCACCCGGCAGCCAUCUCCCCGUUACUCCUUCACCCGGCAGCCAUCUCCCAGUUACUCCUUCACCCGGCAGCCAUCUCCCUGUUACUCCUUCACCCGGCAGCCAUCUCCCUGGUACUCCUUCACCCGGCAGCCACCUCCCCGUUACUCCUUCACCCGGCAGCCAUCUCCCUGGUACUCCUUCACCCGGCAGCCAUCUCCCUGUUACUCCUUCACCCGGCAGCCAUCUCCCCGUUACCCCCUCACCCGGCAGCCAUCUCCCCGUUACUCCUUCUCCCGGCAGCCAUCUCCCCGUUACUCCUUCUCCCGGCAGCCAUCUCCCCGUUACUCCUUCACCCGGCAGCCAUCUCCCUGUUACUCCUUCACCCGGCAGCCAUCUCCCUGGUACUCCUUCUCCCGGCAGCCAUCUCCCCGUUACUCCUUCUCCCGGCAGCCAUCUCCCCGUUACUCCUUCACCCGGCAGCCAUCUCCCUGUUACUCCUUCACCCGGCAGCCAUCUCCCUGUUACUCCUUCACCUGGCAGCCAUCUCCCUGGUACUCCUUCACCCUCUCACUAUAACAGGAUGGCACUGCUACAGCCAGUGCUGAGUAGGUAGAACUCUCCUCUAAUCGCCGAUACUGGGUCAGAUAUAUUUGUUUAUAAUAAUAAUAAUAAUAAUAUGCCAUUUAGCAGACGCUUUUGUCCAAAGCGACUUACAGUCAUGCGUGCAUAUAUUUUUUUACGUAUGGGUGGUCCCGGGGAUCGAACCCACUACCCUGCUAAUAGUUAGGAUUGGGGAGGGGCAAUCUGAUCCUAGAUCUGUGGUUAGGGGCAAUGUCUGUUUGGCUGCUCUCACUAGUCAAUGGGUAUUUUGGAGAUUUACUGCUCCAUCCAUUCAUUUCCUUCAGCCCCAGGCUGUGGCUACACAAUGUGUGUUUGUUGACAAGUGCCUGGGUAAUGGGAUGGUGACACAGCUGGCUCCGCCCAUUCAGUGGUGGGUGUCUCCUCCUCACUUCCUGCUGAAAGCCACAGAGGGAUAUAUUUACCCCAGAAAGACUAAAUGUGUGUCUGUGUGUGUUAAGGGGGGCAGGAGAGCCACAGGAGGGUAUAAACAGAGGGGCUUAUUAUUCUCUGUGGAGUUUGGCUGAGAGUAUAGGGAAAUGACUAACAGAAAGGCCUCAAAUCCCCCAGUCUCUUAAUGAAGUCUAAAUGGGAAGGAUGGACCCCAAUAGAUCACGUUUUAUUGACUAAUCAUCACAAUAAUGAAGUGUUGGUCAAGAGAGAAUGACUAUAGCAUACAACAGUGGUCCUAGCCAAAGCUCUAGUGUGUGUUUUCUCUCUCUCUCUGUGUGUGUGUGUAGGGUGACUGUCGGUCCUAUAGCUAUGUGUGUGGGGUCACCAGUAAAGAGUUUCCUAACCUGUUCUCUGUCUCUGUGUGUGUAGGGUGACUGUCGGUCCUAUAGCUAUGUGUGUGGGGUCACCAGUAAAGAGGCUCCUAACCUGUUCUGUCUCUGUGUGUGUAGGGUGACUGUCGGUCCUAUAGCUGUGUGUGUGGGGUCACCAGUAAAGAGGCUCCUAACCUGUUCUCUGUCUCUCUGUGUGUGUAGGGUGACUGUCGGUCCUAUAGCUAUGUGUGGGGGGUCACCAGUAAAGAGGCUCCUAACCUGUUCUGUCUCUGUGUGUGUAGGGUGACUGUCGGUCCUAUAGCUAUGUGUGUGGGGUCACCAGUAAAGAGGCUCCUAACCUGUUCUGUCUCUGUGUGUGUAGGGUGACUGUCGGUCCUAUAGCUGUGUGUGUGGGGUCACCAGUAAAGAGGCUCCUAACCUGUUCUCUGUCUCUUUCUCUCUCUGUGUGUGUAGGGUGACUGUCGGUCCUAUAGCUAUGUGUGUGGGGUCACCAGUAAAGAGGCUCCUAACCUGUUCUCUGUCUCUUUCUGUCUCUGUGUGUGUAGGGUGACUGUCGUCCUAUAGCUAUGGUAGUGUAGUGUUCAGUAUCUCUCUCUGUUUGGGCUCUGGUCAACUUGCCUGGGUACCCAAACUCCUUGCUCCGUCGAAAUGCCACGCCCACAGAUGUUCGUUUCUUCUCAGCAAUGCGUCUGGAUCCGAGUACCUCCCUGACUAUUUCUAGAACGCAAACACAUUCUGACCUUACUGAUUGGUCCCAGAAUCCGAGGGGUUGGGCCAGAGCCAGAACACACAUGGGUAAAGCAGCAUUUAAAAAUGUGUUAUUGGCUUGGAUACUCUGAUUGGUUAGAAAUUAUCCAAUCACUGAUGACUUUGUUUUGUACAACACCGCUCAUUUUGACAUCACCACAAACGACUUCAACGAUGGGAGUCUCAGACUGAAGUAUGUAGGGAACAAUUCAGUUUGAGUCAUCAGGCAAUUGCUUAACAACGCCUACUAUGAUACAAUGGGCUAUAUGUCUGUCUGUCCCACUACAUUACCUAGGCUAUAUGUCUCUGUCUGUCCCACUACAUUACCUAGGCUAUAUGUCUCUCUGUCCCACUACAUUACCUAGGCUAUAUGUCUCUCUGUCCCCACUACAUUACCUAGGCUAUAUGUCUCUGUCUGUCCCACUACAUUACCUAGGCUAUAUGUCUCUCUGUCCCACUACCUACUAGCUAUAUGUCUCUCUGUCCCACUACAUUACCUAACAUGUUCUGUCCCCUACAUACCUGGCUUAUGUCUCUCUGUCCACUACAUUACCUAGGGCUUAUGUCUCUCUGUCCCACUACAUUACCUAGGUAUAGUCUCUCUGUACCACUACAUACCUGCUUAUUCUCUCUGUCCCCUAAUUCCCAGGCUAUAUGUCUCUGUCUGUCCCACUACAUUCCUAGGCUAUAUGUCGUCUGUCUGUCCACUCAUUACAUAGGCUAUAUGUCUCUCUGUCCCACACUUACCUAGGUAUAUGGCUCGUCUGUCCACUACUUACCUAGGCUAAUGUCUCGUCUGUCCACUCAUUAACCUAGGCUAUAUGUCUCUCUGUCCCUACAUUACCUAGGCUAUAUGUCUCUCUGUCCCACUAAUUACCGGGUAUAUGUCUCUCUGUCCCACACAUUACCUAGGCUAAUGUCUCUCUGUCUCACUACAUUCCUAGGGUAUAUGUCCUGUCGUCCCACUACAUUACCUAGGCUAUAUGUCUCUGUCUGUCCCACUACAUUACCUAGGCUAUAUGUCUCUGUCUGUCCCACUACAUUACCUAGGCUAUAUGUCUCUCUGUCCCACUACAUUACCUAGGCUAUAUGUCUCUCUGUCCCACUACAUUACCUAGGCUAUAUGUCUCUGUCUGUCCCACUACAUUACCUAGGCUAUAUGUCUCUCUGUCCCACUACAUUACCUAGGCUAUAUGUCUCUCUGUCCCACUACAUUACCUAGGCUAUAUGUCUCUCUGUCCCACUACAUUACCUAGGCUAUAUGUCUCUCUGUCCCACUACAUUACCUAGGCUAUAUGUCUCUCUGUCCCACUACAUUACUAGGCUAUAUGUCUCUGUCUGUCCCACUACAUUACCUAGGCUAUAUGUCUCUCUGUCCCACUACAUUACCUAGGCGAUAUGUCUCUCUGUCCCACUACAUUACCUAGGCUAUAUGUCUCUCUGUCCCACUACAUUACCUAGGCUAUAGUUCUCUCUGUCCCCUACAUUACCUAGGCUAUAUGUCUCUCUGUCCACUACAUUACCUAGGCUUAUAUGGGCUCUGGAUACUUUCUGGGAUUGGUUCUCUGUCCCACUACAUUACCUAGGCUGAUGCUUGUCUGUCCCACACAUUACCUGGCUAUUGUCUGUCUGUCCCACUACAUGACCUACUAAUGUCUCUCGUCCACAAUUAUAGGCUAUAGGCUCGUCUGUCAGCAAUACUAGGCUAUUGCUUCGCCCCUACAUUACCUGGCUAUAUGUCUCUGUCUGUCCCACUACAUUACCUAGGCUAUAUGUCUCUCUCUGUCCCACUACAUUACCUAGGCUAUAUGUCUCUGUCUGUCCCACUACAUUACCUAGGCUAUAUGUCUCUCUCUGUCCCACUACAUUACCUAGGCUAUAUGUCUCUCUGUCCCACUACAUUACCUAGGCUAUAUGUUCUCGUCUGUCCCACUACAUUACCUAGGCUAUAUGUCUCUCUGUCCCACUACAUUACCUAGGCUAUAUGUCUCUCUGUCCCACUACAUUACCUAGGCUAUAUGUCUCUGUCUGUCCCACUACAUUACCUAGGCUAUAUGUCUCUGUCUGUCCCACUACAUUACCUAGGCUAUAUGUCUCUGUCUGUCCCACUACAUUACCUAGGCUAUAUGUCUCUCUGUCCCACUACAUUACCUAGGCUAUAUGUCUCUCUGUCCCACUACAUUACCUAGGCUAUAUGUCUCUCUGUCCCACUACAUUACCUAGGCUAUAUGUCUCUCUGUCCCACUACAUUACCUAGGCUAUAUGUCUCUCUGUCCCACUACAUUACCUAGGCUAUAUGUCUCUCUGUCCCACUACAUUACCUAGGCUAUAUGUCUCUCUGUCCCACUACAUUACCUAGGCUAUAUGUCUCUCUGUCCCACUACAUUACCUAGGCUAUAUGUCUCUGUCUGUCCCACUACAUUACCUAGGCUAUAUGUCUCUGUCUGUCCCACUACAUUACCUAGGCUAUAUGGUCAACAACAGCCUCUGACCCAGUGGGCUAUAUGUCUCUGUCUGUUUUUCCAUCGGUUUCUUUCGCGAAUCCAUACAAGCUUUGUUUGCAUUAAAGGAGCAAUCCAUAGUGUCUACACUGUAGAACAGACAACACAGAACAGUACAAACCUCUGUCUCAUUCUAUCUUUCUCUACUUCCUUUUCUGUCCCUCCUUCUCUGACAGUGUGUGGUGUAGCUAGGCCUAAUGUUAGCCAGGACUAGUUUAACACUCCCCGUUACUCCUUCACCCGGCAGCCAUCUCCCAGUUACUCCUUCACCCGGCAGCCAUCUCCCCGUUACCCCCUCACCCGGCAGCCAUCUCCCCGUUACUCCUUCUCCCGGCAGCCAUCUCCCCGUUACUCCUUCACCCGGCAGCCAUCUCCCUGUUACUCCUUCUCCCGGCAGCCAUCUCCCCGUUACUCCUUCACCCGGCAGCCAUCUCCCCGUUACUCCUUCACCCGGCAGCCAUCUCCCUGUUACUCCUUCACCCGGCAGCCAUCUCCCUGGUACUCCUUCACCCUCUCACUAUAACAGGAUGGCACUGCUACAGCCAGGGCUGAGUAGGUAGAACUCUCCUCUAAUCGCCGAUACUGGGUCAGAUAUAUUUGUUUAUAAUAAUAAUAAUAAUAAUAAUAAUAUGCCAUUUAGCAGACGCUUUUGUCCAAAGCGACUUAUAGUCAUGCGUGCAUAUAUUUUUUACGUAUGGGUGGUCCCGGGGAUCGAACCCACUACCCUGCUAAUAGUUAGGAUUGGGGAGGGGCAAUCUGAUCCUAGAUCUGUGGUUAGGGGCAAUGUCUGUUUGGCUGCUCUCACUAGUCAAUGGGUAUUUUGGAGAUUUACUGCUCCAUCCAUUCAUUUCCUUCAGCCCCAGGCUGUGGCUACACAAUGUGUGUUUGUUGACAAGUGCCUGGGUAAUGGGAUGGUGACACAGCUGGCUCCGCCCAUUCAGUGGUGGGUGUCUCCUCCUCACUUCCUGCUGAAAGCCACAGAGGGAUAUAUUUACCCCAGAAAGACUAAAUGUGUGUCUGUGUGUGUUAAGGGGGGCAGGAGAGACACAGGAGGGUAUAAACAGAGGGGCUUAUUAUUCUCUGUGGAGUUUGGCUGAGAGUAUAGGGAAAUGACUAACAGAAAGGCCUCAAAUCCCCCAGUCUCUUAAUGAAGUCUAAAUGGGAAGGAUGGACCCCAAUAGAUCAUGUUUUAUUGACUAAUCAUCACAAUAAUGAAGUGUUGGUCAAGAGAGAACGACUAUAGCAUACAACAGUGGUCCUAGGCAAAGCUCUAUCGUGUGUUUUCUCUCUCUCUCUGUGUGUGUGUGUGUAGGGUGACUGUCGGUCCUAUAGCUGUGUGUGGGGGGUCAGCAGUAAAGAGGCUCCUAACCUGUUCUCUGUCUCUGUGUGUGUAGGGUGACUGUCGGUCCUAUAGCUAUGUGUGUGGGGUCACCAGUAAAGAGGCUCCUAACCUGUUCUGUCUCUGUGUGUGUAGGGUGACUGUCGGUCCUAUAGCUAUGUGUGUGGGGUCACCAGUAAAGAGGCUCCUAACCUGUUCUCUGUCUCUGUGUGUGUAGGGUGACUGUCGGUCCUAUAGCUAUGUGUGUGGGGUCACCAGUAAAGAGGCUCCUAACCUGUUCUCUGUCUCUUUCUGUUUCUGUGUGUGUAGGGUGACUGUCGGUCCUAUAGCUAUGUGUGUGGGGUCACCAGUAAAGAGGCUCCACACUGGGAAUCACUGAUGUUCCUGGCCAGACUCAUCCCUCGCAUGUGCCACACCAUCAACAGGUAACACAGUACAUGUUAGUAGAUGAAGUAAAACCUUUACUGCUAGCAGGAUGCCAUAUGGACUGUCUGUGUCUUUGCUCUCUCCUGCCUCCCUCCAGAGUUGUGUAUGUAUUUGGGUCCCACGUGAAGGAGCCUCCCACAGACAUCACCCCCACCUUCCUUACCACAGGCGUUCUCAGCACACUCAGACAGGCAGACUUCGUGGCUCACUCCAUCCUCAGAGAGUCUGGUAAGUGGUUUCCUGCUUCAGGAGGGGAGCAGAAUGGCUGGAUUCAGUGUGGAGCGGGGAAUAGAGUAUAGAACUACAAUGUAUAGAACUCUAGGGAUGUGGAGCGGGGAAUAGAGUAUAGAACUACAAUGUAUAGAACUACAAUGUAUAGAACUCUAGGGAUGUGGAGCGGGGAAUAAAGUAUAGAACUACAAUGUAUAGAACUCUAGGGAGGUGCACGCUUAUUAGAAUAGCCAAACGGACGUUAGUAUUCAAAUACUUGUGAGAGUAUUCAUUUUUGCGAGAGAGAACAAUUAUAGGCCUAUUUUAACACUGAAAAGGCUUUUUCUGAAUUAAAUUAAAAUAUCCAUGUGACUUUGUUACAUACAAGGAUAUACCAUGACAUUUCAAAUUAUUAAUGUAUUGAAACAACACACUUCAAGGUAAGUUGUUGAUGUGCACGGUGCGCCCCAUAAAAAGACUGGUAGCUUGUUUGUUGGCCAAUCAAAGCAGCAAAGAGGCUCAAUGUGGAGCAAAUAGAGUGAGAGUUCACUAAUGCAAUGCAAGAUGGAAUAAAAUUACGGAAUUAAAAGUUAGCGGAAGGAGAAGGCUACAGUGAGCAACCAACAGGUAGGCUGUUGUUUUAUCUUAAUGGGGUUGGGGAGAAAACACAGCAUGUAGCCUCAAUUACCCUAGCUAGCUUCUCUAGGUUACUCCAGUCAAGACGGGCACUGUUAUAUGGGAUGAUGAAUACGGUUGUGGCUGCUACAAGUUAGCUAGUGCUGCGUUGGCGUCUCUCUCUCUCUCUCUCACCCUCCGUCUGCUCACUCCAAUCUCUCACACACCACCUCCGCAGCUGCAGCAAUAGAGUGCCAGCCUCUCUCCCUCGCGCAGCAGUGCUCAGGUUAAAACAUUACGUUUAACAAAAACACAUGUGUAUCCGUCAAAAAAAAAUCAUGAUGCUAUUCGAAUAGUGAAAUUAUUUCAAACCCCCCAGCCCGGUAGAACACACUUCCCUUAUGAACUGCUCAUUGCUAACCCUGUCUGGUGUGGUAACCCUCUUUCUCCCAGGUUACUCUGGUAAGAUCAGUCAGAUGCCGGUCAUCCUGACCCCUCUGCACUUUGACCGCGAUUCCUCACAGAGGCAGCCGUCCUGCAGGCGCUCUGUGGUCGUCAGAACCUUUAUCACCAGUGACUUCAUGACCGGGAUACCUGCCACGCCCGGAAACCACAUCCCUGAAGAGGUACUACCGCUAGCCAUGAGAUGGGGAUUAGUCAGGCAGACAUUGUUUUAUUGCACCCAGUAUAGAUGUAUAAAUCACGUUUUCCAACCCUUUUCACUUUUUCUCUCCAUCUCUCACGUCUCCUCAGGUAGUGCUGAAGAUGGUGAAUGAGAUCAAGAAGAUCCCUGGCAUCUCCAGGGUGAUGUUUGACCUGACCUCCAAACCUCCCGGCACCACAGAGUGGGAGUAGAGCUUGUGGGGAGAGCGAGAGAAGGAAGGAGUGGUGAGCUCCUCUCUUCCUCCUCUUCUCCUCCUCCUUUCAUUCCUUCUCCUAACACCUCCACACUCCACUGGCCUGCAACCCCCCCCCCCCCCCCCCCCCCCCCCAUCUCACCCCCCCUUUCCGAUCACCCCCCUCUAGAACAUUCCCAUGGGAAGCAGGCAGUACUGUGACCAGCGCACACCUGAAGCCGCUACUCUGCCCCCCCCCCCCCUCUCAAUUUUUGGGAGGGGUGUUUGUAUUAUAGUUAUUAUCGAUAUGACUAUUCAACCUUCAUUUUGGAUCAGUUUCUUCAUGCGUGACAAUGCAUUAUUUUUCCGUCUUUGGUGUAAGUGCUGCUUCCUGUUUGGAAACGGCCAGUUGAGAUCAAGGGUUAAGAGUCCGAGAGUUCAGGAAGUGGAUUGUGUACACGGCGUGCCUCAGAUGGCAGCGUGAGACCAACAACAGAAGAAAACAAAAGAACAUACUUGUAUGACAUAAAGGAGAAUGCACAGCAGCCAGUGGCUUAAAGUUAUCCAUCGCGUUUUGGCUUUUUUUUUGUUCCACUUACGACGGUUAUUUUUGUCCCAAGAUUAUUUUUACUCAUCCAUUUCCGAUCCAACUGUAUACUGUGCAAAGAGACAGACAGGGGCUGCCUGUCCAACGUCAUUAAAUGUUUUGCCAAAUGUAGAUAAGAUGUGGUGAAAUUUGAUCUGGGUUCUUGGCUCUUGUUGACGAUCCACUUUAAUUAAAAAUUGUGAUGUUAAGCUACCAACAGCGGUCAACGGAAAAUAUUAGUUUAUUUUCAGAGAUGUGUAACUGUGGGAAGCCCCCAAAAUGACGGUGUGUCCUUUUCUGUGCCUGUUUUUCUUUACAUUUCUGCUCCUUCUUUAUUUGACCUGACUGUUUUUUUUUUUUCAUGCUGCAAAUAUAUGCUUUUUAAGAGAAACAAGAGGACUGAGAAUGAAUUAAGAUGUUAGUAAUAGUCAAAACAACCAUUGAUGUGUGAACGUCAUCUUCAUCAUCACCAUACUGGCACGUGGCACCUCCUACAGUGGUGUCAUCUUCAUCAUCACCAUACUGGCACGUGGCACCUCCUACAGUGGUGUAGGAGCAACUUCUGCACGUAAAGCCUUGGUGCUUUCCUGACGCGUAGGGAAGGGAUAGUACUCCCAGCUGAUGGAUCUUUAAAACACAAUCACGAAAGCAUCCCUCCUUUUUUUUUUUAUAGGGUCAAAUUGAAGACUGGCAGUGGCCAUCUUGGAACAUUUAAUCUACUAGAGGACUCCCGAGUAGGCAUUCUCAGUGACCUGGCUGUCAGCUCAAUGUUUUCAACACUCAUUUACUGA